Messenger RNA from Caenorhabditis elegans, 1980 nucleotides. It is a transcript of the gene F57A8.1, whose product is annotated as Protein TSSC4. The record is from RefSeq and is marked reviewed. Bases 229 to 1038 code for a protein of 269 amino acids. Lineage: Eukaryota; Metazoa; Nematoda; Chromadorea; Rhabditida; Rhabditidae. The transcript is spliced from 6 exons.
GGAUCUUCAUUCAGUGGAACAACAUUGGACAGGACCUCUUGGAUUUGAGGGCAAAUCGCAGAAAACUGGAAGGGUUGAGAUAUAUGCUGCACGACUAAUUUACGAUUAGCUAGUGAAGCACACUCAAGAAACAACCUACCUCAGGAAUAUCUGAAAAACACGAAUCGAACCGAGCCACGUGGAAAAUUCUGAAAAUCUGAAAAUCGCAGAAACAUAACGGGUAGAACAAUGGUCAGCAGACUCACAAAGGCAAUGGGAGCGCUCUCUCAACAUGAUGAGGAUGACUACGUACAUGACAGUAAUGCAUCACAGACAGAACAGCGUCGCAAGAGUGCAAGACUCAACAAAAAUUCAGAUCACGAUAUGAGUCUCGGCGUUCUUAAGGAUCCUCAUGAUUCUGGAACAGAGUCGGAUGAAGAGGAAUUGCAGACAAUUACAUCCAGAUGCGGUGAUCCUCUUGAAUGUCUCCGUGAUUAUGACGACUAUCUUCAUUCGAACCCUCCAAGAGUCUCAGCUUCACCAGCUUGGAAGCGUGAUCGUGAUGAAACGGAAAGUUGGGACAGUUUCGGUCGUGAAUCGGGAAUCAUGACUGGCGACAAUGACUCCGAUAACGACGGUCUUGCCACACCAACUCCAGCUCGUCGUCGUCUUCGCGAGGAAGCUAGCUCUCCGAGCCCAGGCAAACGUGGUCAUGAAGAAUCGAACCCAAUGGCUGAUCAUCCAAUUGCUUGGCGUCUUCGUUCAUUCAACAAUGAUCGUGCAGUUAAGGUCGCAGCUCGUCGUUGUCCAGUUCAAGUUCUGAUCAAUCGCCCACCAAUCCCAGUUGCAUACCGUUUCGAUGAUCACGUGGAAGCUGAAAUUGAAGCAGUUGAACUGAUGCCACCGGCGCCGGCGCCAAAAAGAGGACGACGUAACAGUCAUCGUCCAUCUUUGGAUUUCGAGAAGAUGGUUCAGACUCGCAUUGAGGAGAUUGCACCAUCAUCUGGAACUUCUGCAUUCUGUUCUGGACCAGUCACUCGUUCCCAAAUCAAUCAAUAACUUAAUCUCGUUUUGUUUUUCCUUUCUUCUCUAACAUUUGUUCAUCCUUUUCUGUUUUCCUUCACUCAUUAAUGACCGUUGAAUCUUUAAAUUUCGAUCAUCGACUUUUCGAAAUCCCGAAACGGGCUUGCUCAAUUCAAGCGGCAUUCCUUUUUUGUUCUCCAUUUUUCCUGAAAUCAAUGGUAGUUUUAAUUCAUUCCGUUUAGUUGUUUUGUUUAGUGAUUUCUUUUCUUAAAAUCAUUCUUAUCACUUUAUUAUCUCUUUUUGCCUGCUGCUCUCUGUUUCCCAAUGUCGAGAUUUCGUCAAUUCGUAAUCACUCAAACGGUUCGUUCUUCAUCUUAUCUCUAUCGAAAAAUUGAAAAAUGUUGUCAAAAAAUUUGAAAAAAUUGUCAAAACCAUUUUCAAAAAAAAAUGCUCUCUUGAAAUCAUUUAUUGUUCGUAGGGUUUCUUAGAUGAAAAUCCCCAUGAUAUUUCCAAAGGUUCUUCCCUUUUUUCCCUGGUAGUAUUGAUUAGCAUUUCCAUCCGAUUCCCAAAAAUCAUUCAAUAGUCACUUGGCCCCCAAGUUGUGCAUUUUCUCAUUUUUUUUUCCAUUCAAUUUGAAAGUAUUUAUCACUUUUCUACCGAAACUAGAUCCCCAAAAUCAUGUAUCUCUUGCAGUCCUCUCCCUCUCUCUCAUUUCCACUUUUUUUCUAAUUUCAAUUUAUUUUCAUCGCAAUACCUCCAAAUCGUGUCUCCCUCCCACCUAUACUGCUUUUUAAGAAGCUUUCUAGAUUCUCUAAUACUGAAAAUCACAAUUUUUAAUAUUUCAGUACAACCUUCCCGUCACUUUUAAUAUACACUCUGGAAUUUUUUAUAUGUUACCCAUUUGUUGAUGCAUAAGUUGAAAGCAUUGGUUCUUUUUUUUACGUUUUUUAUUGCAAUAAUAAUUAAUAUUGAUAAUCG